AUCCGCCUCCAUUUUUCCUUUUUUUUUCUUUUGGAUUUUGCAAGAAAAGAAAUGGCAAUGGCAAUGGCAAUGGCUGACUGGUGAAUUCCCACUUUUUAUUGAGAAAGUAGGAUCGAUGGAAACAUACGUUACAUUCCAUAUAAAGCUGAUUUAGAGAGAGAGAGAGCGCGCGAGCUGGUAGGUGGAUCGUCAUUUUGUGAAGUUUUUGGGCUUGUGUUUGUGCUCGAGCUUUGUUCUUCCACUUGGAUUCACUCGCUGUUAGCUAAUUUCACUUUGGAUCAGUGGAUUUUUUGGCAUUUGGGCGGAUUCCACCAAAUGGUUCCUGCUCAGAUUGGCAGAGGGACGGCUGCCGGGAGAGCUCCGGUGCUGGUUUUCUCUUUGUGGUGUCUGAUCUGUCUGUCCCUCGCCGCUCGGUUAUCCCCUUCCAUGCAGCAGCUUGAAGUUCAGAAGCAUCUCAGGCGCUUAAACAAGCCUCCAUUGAAAACAAUCGAGAGUCCAGAUGGGGAUAUAAUCGAUUGUGUCCACAUUUCUAAUCAACCCGCUUUUGAUCAUCCUUUCCUCAAAGAUCACAAAAUUCUGACGAGGCCUACUUACCACCCAGAAGGGCUGUUUGAUGAGAGCAAGGUGUCCGAGAAGCCUAAAGAAAGAACAAACCCCAUCAAUCAACUGUGGCAUACAAAUGGAAGGUGCCCAGAAAACACCAUUCCUAUUAGAAGAACCAAGGAAGAUGAUGUUCUAAGAGCAAGCUCUGCCAAAAGAUAUGGAAAGAAAAGACAUAGAAGCAUUCCUCAACCGAGGUCUGCAGAUCCUGAUCUAAUUAACCAAAGUGGUCAUCAGCACGCAAUAGCUUAUGUGGAAGGAGAUAAGUUUUAUGGAGCAAAGGCCACAAUCAACGUCUGGGAGCCCAAAAUACAGCAGCCUAAUGAGUUUAGCUUGUCUCAGUUAUGGAUAUUAGGAGGCUCUUUUGGUCAAGAUCUUAAUAGUAUUGAAGCUGGCUGGCAGGUCAGUCCAGAUCUGUAUGGCGAUAACAACACAAGACUCUUCACUUACUGGACUAGCGAUGCAUAUCAAGCCACAGGUUGCUAUAACCUCCUCUGCUCAGGGUUUAUUCAAGUGAACAGCGAAAUAGCCAUGGGAGCAAGCAUCUCGCCUGUGUCUGCAUUUCGAAGUCCCCAGUAUGAUAUCAGCAUACUUAUCUGGAAGGAUCCAAGUGAAGGACACUGGUGGAUGCAGUUUGGCAAUGACUACGUGUUGGGAUAUUGGCCAUCUUUCCUAUUCUCGUACCUGGCCGACAGUGCCUCGAUGGUCGAGUGGGGAGGGGAGGUUGUGAAUUCAGAGCCUGAUGGAUUGCACACUUCAACCCAGAUGGGAAGUGGUCAUUUUCCAGAAGAGGGGUUCGGGAAGUCGAGUUAUUUCAGGAACAUUCAAGUCGUUGACAGCUCAAACAAUCUCAAAGCUCCCAAAGGGAUUGGUACCUUUACAGAGCAAUCAAACUGCUAUGAUGUUCAAACUGGCAGCAAUGGAGAUUGGGGCCAUUACUUUUACUAUGGAGGCCCUGGCAGAAACCAAAACUGCCCAUGACCACUACACAUCAAUGUAACUCUCUCUUUCUCUCUCUCUCUCUCUCUCUCUCUCUCUCCUGUAACAUGCAUUCAAAAGCUAGUGAAAUUCCUUUUCUCUCCUUUGUAUACACCUCCUUGAUCAUGUGGGGUUGGGGUAGAAAGGUAAAAUAUGAGCUCUCCUCUGUAGUGUGAAGUAGUUUUAGGCACUUAAAAAGCUUGAAAGGAACAAAGCCUUUGUGAAGCUGCACUUUGUUUUGUUUUGUUUGUAGUUUACUCCUCUCUAAGAGGGGAUGGUUGUUAAUCAAUGGAUGAACUGAUGAAAGCCUUUGUUUUUUGGUUAAA
This is a messenger RNA of Cucurbita pepo subsp. pepo (vegetable marrow), 1904 nucleotides long. Its product is annotated as protein neprosin. The record is from RefSeq and is a predicted model, not a curated record. Lineage: Eukaryota; Viridiplantae; Streptophyta; Magnoliopsida; Cucurbitales; Cucurbitaceae.